CACUCCCAGGGAGAAGGAAAGCCCUGGACACGGCAGCAUGAGUAGGGUUAGCAGGCUGCAUGUGGGGAUCCUCGUGCCUACAGACUGCGGGGUCCCCGCCAUCGAGCCUGUGCUGAGUGGCCUGUCCAGGAUCGUCAAUGGGGAGGACGCUAUCCCGGGCUCCUGGCCCUGGUAGGUGUCCCUGCAGGACAGCACUGGCUUCCACUUCUGCGGAGGCUCUCUCAUCAGCGAGGACUGGGUGGUCACUGCCGCCCACUGCAGGGUCAGCACGUCUCACCUGGUCGUGACUGGGGAGUUUAACCAGCGCUCAGAUGAGAACAUCCAGGUCCUGAAGAUUGCCAAGGUUUUCAAGAACCCCAAGUUCAACAUGCUGACCGUCCAAAAUGACAUCACCCUGCUGAAGUUGGCCACGCCCGCCCGCUUCUCCCAGACCGUGUCCCCCGUGUGCCUGCCCGAGGCGACAGACGAAUUCCCCCCUGGUUUGCUGUGUGUCACCACCCGCUGGGGAAGGACCAAGUACAACGAUUUCCCUGAAGAUUGAUCUUGGGGGAGGCCGCCUCCUGGAGCUUGAAAAUCGCAAUCC
Neomonachus schauinslandi (Hawaiian monk seal) is the source of this 583-nucleotide messenger RNA. Its product is annotated as chymotrypsinogen 2-like. NCBI's taxonomy places the organism in Eukaryota, Metazoa, Chordata, Mammalia, Carnivora, Phocidae. Gene Ontology annotation, biological process: proteolysis. The transcript is spliced from 7 exons. The record is from RefSeq and is a predicted model, not a curated record. Gene Ontology annotation, molecular function: serine-type endopeptidase activity.